AUAAGAUUGAACAACGUAGUAAAGUAGGAUACGCCGUCCUGACCGCUUGAGUCCAAUGUGGCGUCGUUGAAGAUGAUGGAUCGAUUUUAACCGUAAAUCUUUAUUCGGGCGGGUCUCGCCUCAUGCCCCACUGGAAUCAAUAAAGAACCCUAAAAUUUCUCGCCAUUCACUGUCCACUGUCAUACUAUGAGAGUGGCCAAGUGAGAGAAAGCGUGAUUACGAGGAUUACAAAGGGGCUAGGGUUAUCACACUCACAAAUCCAAAGGUGUUCGUCUCCUCAGUAACGAAUCACGAGUCACAUCGCUCAAGCUCAACCCACAACCAUUGAGCAUCGGCGAUUACAACCUCCAUCCGAUCUCCGACCUCCGACCUCCGACCUCCAACCUCCUUGACGUUUUGUCCAGCUGUACUUCUGAUCUUUAUCGUCCUCAUCACUCCUCUCCUCAACUGUUGGUGGUGGUGUCUGGUGUGUUUUGCAGGGAUAAAAAUGGUACUAAUGUCUCAGGCAAGUCAAUCCCAUGGCAUUCGUACUGAGAUUUUGCUAUGUAAAUCAUCUGUAAACAACAUGAGUGCAUUUAGACCUAGGAUCUCAACCAUUACCUUUCCAUGGGAUUCCUCCUCCAAGAGUAGCCAAAAGAUGCAUCAUGUAGAUGCCAUUGGUGUAAAAUCCAAACGAGGAAAUCAAGUAAUUGUUGCUGCAAGUCCUCCCACAGAGGAUGCAGUGGUUGCUACAGACCCACUUACAAAAGAAGAUCUUGUGGGGUACCUUGCUUCUGGAUGCAAGCCUAAGGAAAAUUGGAGAAUAGGAACUGAACAUGAAAAGUUUGGGUUUGAGCUGAAAACAUUGAAGCCUAUGACAUAUGGACAAAUAGCAGAUCUGCUUAAUGCUAUUUCUGAGAGAUUUGACUGGGAGAAAAUCAUGGAAGGGGACAAUAUAAUUGGGCUUAAACAGGGAAAACAAAGUAUAUCUCUGGAACCUGGUGGUCAGUUUGAGCUUAGUGGUGCUCCUCUUGAAACUCUCCAUCAAACCUGUGCAGAAGUGAAUUCACACCUUUACCAGGUGAAAGCUGUUGCUGAAGAGAUGGGAAUUGGAUUUAUAGGGAUUGGUUUCCAGCCAAAAUUGGAGAGAAAAGAUAUACCUAUAAUGCCUAAGGGAAGGUAUGAGAUAAUGAGGAAUUACAUGCCUAAAGUUGGUACUCUUGGACUUGACAUGAUGUUCAGGACAUGUACUGUUCAGGUGAAUCUGGAUUUCUCUUCUGAAGCAGACAUGAUAAGGAAGUUCCGUGCUGGUCUUGCUUUACAACCUAUUGCUACAGCACUGUUUGCAAAUUCACCAUUUACAGAAGGAAAACCAAAUGGUUAUCUCAGCAUGAGGAGUCAAAUUUGGACGGAUACUGAUAACAAUCGUGCUGGAAUGCUUCCUUUUGUGUUUGAUGAUUCUUUUGGGUUUGAGCAAUAUGUGGAAUAUGCCCUGGAUGUCCCUAUGUAUUUUGUGUAUCGCAAGCAAAAGUAUAUCGACUGUGCUGGAUUGUCCUUCAGGGACUUUUUGGCAGGAAAACUUGGUCCAAUUCCAGGAGAAUAUCCAACUCUGAAUGAUUGGGAGAAUCACCUCACAACAAUAUUUCCUGAGGUGAGAUUGAAAAGGUAUUUGGAAAUGAGGGGUGCUGAUGGAGGACCAUGGAGGAGGUUAUGUGCAUUACCUGCAUUUUGGGUGGGCAUAUUGUAUGAUGAUGUUUCUUUGCAAAAAGUUUUGGACAUGACAGCCGAUUGGACUGCAGAAGAAAGACAAAUGUUGAGAAAUAAGGUGCCUGUAAGUGGUCUGAAAACCCCAUUCCGUGAUGGAUUGCUGAAACAUGUUGCUGAAGAAGUUGUAAAUUUUGCAAAGGAUGGGCUGGAGCGAAGAGGAUACAAAGAAACAGGAUUUUUAAAUGAAGUGGCAGAGGUUGUUAGAACAGGUUUAACACCAGCAGAGAAGCUCCUGGAGUUAAGAUUGUUGUCCAUAUUUCCUCCUCUUAUUCUGAAUAAGCUGUGACACCAAUGAUAUGAUGAUGGAAAAACAUGCAAUCAUUAUUAUUGCAGCAGUCAGUCAGUGAGUGAGUUGUACACCUACCUACCUACCUGCAGUCUGCAGAAUAACUCAACUUACGAAUGAAUGAUCUGUGUCUCUGUGUGUACUUUUGUUUUUAGUUUUGUAAGAAAAUAUUGUUGUAUUGAAUUAGCGUCUUUAUCUUUAUGGUUGUUUCCUCUACAUUCCUAAGUAGACAUCAUACUGGCAUAUGAGACUAGUCUCCAUCAACUGACCUACCAUUCCAUGUUACUUGUUUACCAAUAUUGAUACUUGUUUGGGUUUUAUUAAUAUUAUUACUAUUAUCUGAACCCAACCCAGGUUCAUGUAUCAUGUAUGGUAAACACAAUACAGUGGAAGUUGCUUAAACUAUAUAUUUUUCAUAUGAAUGAAUAUAAAGUUGUAAGUUUUUAUGAUUUCCAUGCUCAUAAUUGGCC
Messenger RNA from Lactuca saligna, 2502 nucleotides. NCBI's taxonomy places the organism in Eukaryota, Viridiplantae, Streptophyta, Magnoliopsida, Asterales, Asteraceae. The record is from the annotation of a GenBank genome assembly.